Molecule: messenger RNA, 818 nt
Organism: Symbiodinium necroappetens
Lineage: Eukaryota; Dinophyceae; Suessiales; Symbiodiniaceae
Source: the annotation of a GenBank genome assembly
AUGCGGAACGCGGCACGUCCAGAACCUGGAGAGGAUUAUAGAGCCGUCGAUCUGACUCAGGACAUCAUGACGAGCGCUGUGAUGAAGCUCGCUUCUGCACAGGGGAUGGUUUCCUUACGGGGACUUCGCCUAGCUUUGCAAGACAAGGUGUGCAUCAACCUGGAGGGUAGAAAAGAAGAGAUCCGCCACAAGGCAGAAAAGGCUGUGGAGGACUUGACCAUGGGCCUUCCUGUGAUGCAGUUGCAUCCCAGUCGUACAGAACUGGUCCGAAAUCCAUAUCACGGAGUCUGGGAGCCUUGCGGCGCUGUGCCUGUGACAAGGAACACUCGGGGCAGGCUACUGUUCACCGAUCUCCAUGAUUGCAGACCUGUGGAGUCUCUCAAGAGGUGGCAGGCAGCCCCUUUUGGGAAGUCAGAUGACAAGGGCCGCAUGUUUCCAGACUGCACACUGCAGCUGCGAGGAGCGUCAGGCUUGGAGACAGAAAUCUGCAGUGGCAUGCUGACUUGGGUGCAGGUCUUCAGCUUGAUGGGACUCAAGCGACUCUUAGGCGCGAUGGUUUGGGCCUUCACCGCGUGUCGGUUGCUGCGGUUCUACGAGCUUGCGAACGCCACCGUUACGGAGUCCCUUGCAACGGCGCGGCUUCACAGUCACAAGGGGCUUUUGAUCCAAUCCUGCUUCCGUGACAUCAUGUUUGAUCCUGGUGGUGUGAUGCAGCGAUUCUGUCCUGCCAGAAUACAGGUGCCGGAUACCUUCAACAACCUGCAUGCUAUCGGCCAACUGAGGACCAGCUGCACAGUGGAAGGCUUUUCGGUCUUGAU